Messenger RNA from Talaromyces stipitatus ATCC 10500, 968 nucleotides. RefSeq names its product proteasome component Pup2, putative. NCBI's taxonomy places the organism in Eukaryota, Fungi, Ascomycota, Eurotiomycetes, Eurotiales, Trichocomaceae. The coding region runs from base 113 to 850 and encodes 245 amino acids. The transcript has 5 exons. The record is from RefSeq and is a predicted model, not a curated record. Gene Ontology annotation, biological process: proteasome-mediated ubiquitin-dependent protein catabolic process. Gene Ontology annotation, cellular component: nucleus; proteasome core complex; proteasome core complex, alpha-subunit complex.
AAGCUACCAUCUUUCUUGCUGCCAUCGAUCGAUCUACAACAACCCUACUUGCAAAUCUCGUGUCGAACCUUGUUUCUUUCAAUAUAGAGAAUUUUACAGAUAAGUAUACAACAUGUUUAUUGCGCGCUCAGAAUACGACCGCGGUAUCAACACCUUCUCUCCUGAAGGUCGUUUGUUCCAGGUCGAAUACUCCUUAGAAGCUAUCAAGCUUGGUUCAACUGCCAUCGGAGUAGCAACGUCAGAAGGUGUAGUCCUCGGUGUCGAAAAACGAGUCACCUCCAGCCUCCUCGAAACCUCCUCCGUCGAAAAGAUUGUCGAAAUCGACCAACAUAUUGGCUGUGCCAUGUCCGGUCUACAAGCCGAUGCGCGGUCGAUGAUUGAACAUGCCCGCGUCGAAUGUCAGAAUCAUGCAUUCCAUUUCGCAGAAUCGCUUCGCGUCGAGAGUUGUACACAGGCUAUUUGUGAUUUGGCGUUGAGGUUUGGUGAAGGUGCGGAGGGGGAGGAGAGUGUUAUGAGUCGGCCAUUUGGAGUUGCGCUUUUGAUUGCUGGUUAUGAUGAGGAUGGGCCGCAGCUAUAUCACGCUGAGCCAUCAGGAACGUUUUACCGAUACGACGCGAAAGCCAUCGGCUCUGGAAGCGAAGGAGCCCAGGCAGAAUUGCAAAAUGAGUAUCAUCGAUCCCUCACCCUCGCCGAAGCGGAGACCCUUGUUCUCAAGACAUUGAAACAAGUCAUGGAGGAGAAACUAGAUGCCAAGAAUGUUCAGUUGGCUAGCGUUACGAAAGAAAAGGGUUUCCGGAUCUACGAUGAGGAGGAAAUGGGUCGAGCUGUUGGGCAAUUGGGUGGAAAUUAGAAUCUUUUUGUCUCCCUAAUACAAUUGUCGUCUCGGUUGUUCGAAAAUAUGAUGUAGCCAUGAGAAUAUUUUUACAUCGUGGAAAAGACAGUCUUAUGAACGAUCUUGUAAGAUUUCC